UGACAGACAUCGAGCAAAUUUCAUUAAAAAGAAAUCUUCAACUUAGUGAAUUAAUUUUUUUUCCUUCAAAAACAAACCCUUGUUUCAGAAGAAAUUUUCAUUUCUUACUCAUUUAAAUACUUCAAAAUUACAAAUUUUUUUUCAAUAACGAAUUAAUCAAAUAGAAAAGGUCUUAAACGAUCAAAAACAUCAUCAAGAACUAAUUAAAUCUGCACAUAAACAAAUAACUAAUGAAAUAAAUAUAGAUUCAGAAAAACAAGAAAUUUUUCAUAAUUUAAAUAAUCAAUUCUAUCAAUACAAAAAUGAUUUUAAUCAAAUUCAAAAACAUGAAUAUUUUGAAAUUCAACCUAUAUUUCGAACACAUCUUGAAUUAGCUAUUCGAACACUUGAUAUAGAUUUACAACUAACAGGGCAAAUUUUUAAUGGUAAAACAUUAACAGAUAUUAUUCCUAAUAAAUUAUCGAUUAUAAUAAAAACAUCUUUGCAAUCUAUGGCACCGAUUGAAUUACAAAUUGACAAAUUUGUUGAAUUUGAUCAACAACAAAUAGAAUUUAUUAAUAAAUUAGAAAAUAUUUAUAAUAUGUUAAAUAAAGAGUCAAAUAAAAUUCAGAAGAAUUUAAUAAAUAUUACAACUGCUCGUUAUCAUUCUAAUCAUGCAAAUUUUUUAUUAAAUGCUAAAUUAAAAUAUCUUCCAGUUGAUAAUUCAGAAAAUUUAAUAGAACAACCUUUAUGUCUUGUUGAUGAACAUAAUAUGCCUAUUUCAGACGAACUUAAUCUUAUUAGAUUACCAUAUGAAUCAGAUCAUUUUCAUAUUUAA
Rotaria sp. Silwood1 is the source of this 817-nucleotide messenger RNA. NCBI's taxonomy places the organism in Eukaryota, Metazoa, Rotifera, Eurotatoria, Philodinida, Philodinidae. The record is from the annotation of a GenBank genome assembly.